AUUGGACGGCAAAUUUUAGGUUGAAGAAAUUUUCUCUUCAGGUAGGAAUGGAAAUUUUUUACGAAUUUAGAAUGAGAGAAAGUUCUGAAUAAAAACUUAAUGCCACCAUUGAAAGUGGUCUCUUUCAUUAUUCCUUUUUUCCGCAGCUUUUGUCCAAAAAACCUCUCCAAAAACAACGAAUUUACGCCUUCUUCCCCAACGCGUUUGGUCAAAUGUUUGUAACGUCGCCCAAUUCUUCAACCUUCUUUUGGUGGAUCUGGUCAGAAUCGGAGACCCAUUGGAGGCCUUUCCACUCCGCCUACUUUUGAUUUUCAAUUUUGGGUUUUAUCGCUAUCUUUUGGUAAAAAAUGGGAUUCUCUUAGCUGCUUCCAUUAUCCGUUUCUGUUUCUUUAAGGGCUUUUCUUCUUACCCUUUUACCAGUUUCUUUCUGGGAAUUUUUUUCAUGAUUGGAAUUGAUCAUCCUCCAGCCUCCAGCUCUGUUUUGUGAUUUUUAUCAGAUUCUCUCUCUCUUUUUUUUUUUUUUUUUUUGGUCUAGUUCUUGUCUUUUGACGUUGUGGGAUUUCGAGGGUUUCGUGUUAUUUGAAAGUUUGAGUUGUAUUGGUGGCGAAUUUGUUGAAGGUUUGAAUUUUGUUUUGAUGGGUUUGAGGAAAGAUGGAACCGUGAGGAUAUUAUGAUUUUAUAAUGACAUUUCGACAACUUAUGGGUGUUGCAAAAAGGAGAUGUUUGGUUGUUCUGGUGAUUCUCAUCUGUGCUUCUUUAGCGACUUGCUUGAAGAACCACGAGGAAGAGGAACUAAUUCUGAGUCAACUAGCUGACCCAAUUAGUGGGGAUGUCAACACAGAGAUGGCUGAGCUGUUACUGGUUAAGUGCAACUUGGAUUUGUUUCAGUUAAGGGAAGCUGCCGAUGGUAUUGACCUCUGUUUCGAAGAAACACCCAGAAGUACAAACGGAAUUAACUUUGAAUGUCGGAUGCUGACAAAAGAGAAAACAAACAGAAUGCUAAGGGCCAUGCAUCCCCAGAUGAAGCAGACUCUUUUAGAUUGUUUAAGGAAAAAAAUUCAUGUCUCUGGAAAAGACUACAGCUCUGAAACUUGGUACACCAGGUAUUUGGAGUCGGUGUUUUUAAUUCCUGGUAGUCUUAGAAGGAAGUUAAGUUCUAGAUUGCUUCGAAAUGCUAAAGAAGGCAGUGCUCCCGCACCUGAAUCUUCAGCUGAUGAAAAACCUUCAAGAAAAGCUUCUAGCACAAGUGGUCAGAAAGAAAAGAAAUCUAAUAAUAAUCAAACAGUCAUCAUCGCUGUUGUUGUAACAGCAACGGUGACUUUUAUUAUUGUAGCUCUGCUAUUUUUGUGCUAUAACAAGAGUGGCUCCAGAGUGAAGCAAAAUGAUGAAAAUCAUGAAAGGCCUCUCCUAAGCUUGAGUUUAAAUCAUGAACUUUCAGGUUCUUCCCCCAAAUAUUCUGCUUUUGGGGAUUCUCUGAAGGAUGACAAGCUCAUGAAUCAAUCGUCUAGCUUAAGUCACCACCAGAGAGCUCCAUCUUUGGAUGGUAGCCUGCACAUUGUCUCUGACGGUGGGCGUACUUCAAUGCAGGGACCUCCAUCUUUUGGAGCUGCUGGAAUUGCCAAUAGUUCAUCUUUUGGAUCAACGAAUAUGGCUGGCAGUAGUAAUGGUUUGGUGCCACCUCCUCCAGGAGCAGUGCCAGUCACCUCAGAAAUUUUACCUCCUCUGAAGCCUCCUCCUGGCAGGGCUGUUCCCCUGCCUCCUGAACGCCCUUCGUCUUUUAAGCCCCCAUCCAGCAUGGCUAGUCCUCCUCCUCCACCACCACCUCCUGCACCACCACCACCAAGACCACCGGGAAAUUCAGUUCGCCCUCCAGGACCUCCUCCACCUCCACCACCUAUACCAGGCAAGGCAGGCCCUCGCCCACCACCACCUCCCAGAAGUGGUAUUGCUCCUCCUCGGCCACCUCCAUUAGCACACAAAGGUGCAAAUCCACCUCGACCUCCCAAGCCUUUUGGUUUAGGUGAUGAUGAAAUGGACGAAUCAGGUGUUCCCAAAGCCAAACUAAAACCAUUUUUCUGGGACAAAGUUCUUGCAAACCCCGACCAUUCCAUGGUCUGGCAUCAGAUAAAAGCAGGGUCUUUCCAAUUCAACGAGGAGAUGAUAGAAACUCUUUUUGGAUAUACGCCUGUAGAUAAAACCAAAACUGAGGGUAAGAAGGAGUCAUCAUCACAAGAUCCUGCACAUCAGUACAUUCAGAUUAUUGAUUCAAAGAAAGCGCAAAAUCUGUCCAUUCUUCUGCGAGCGCUAAAUGUGACAAAAGAAGAAGUCUGUGAUGCGCUUCAUGAAGGAACUGAACUUCCUUCCGAACUUCUAGAGAACUUGCUGCGGAUGGCACCAACUCCAGAAGAAGAACUCAAACUUAGACUUUUUAGCGGGGAACUUUCUCAACUUGGAAAUGCUGAGCGUUUUCUUAAAUGUUUGGUUGAUAUCCCAUUUGCUUUCAAAAGGUUGGAAUCGCUGCUUUUCAUUGGCACUCUUCAGGAGGACAUCACCAUCACUAAAGACUCCUUCGUUAACUUGGAGGUUGCUUGUAAGGAACUUCGGAGCAGCAGGUUGUUCCUCAAACUUCUAGAAGCUGUUCUUAAGACGGGCAAUCGAAUGAACGAUGGAACUUUUCGUGGUGGUGCACAAGCAUUCAAAUUGGACACUCUUUUAAAAUUGUCGGAUGUGAAAGGAAAAGAUGGCAAGACUACAUUAUUGCACUUUGUAGUUCAGGAGAUAAUUCGCACAGAAGGGAUAAGAGCUGCUCGGAAUGGCACAGGAAGUCAGAGCUUCUCAAGCACCUCAUCAAAGGAUUUGCUGGAUGAUACUACUGACACCGAAGAGCAUUACCGUGCCUUGGGUCUUCAGGUUGUCUCAGGGUUGAGUGGUGAACUUCAGAAUGUGAAGAAAGCAGCAACGAUAGAUGCUGAUGCCUUGACUGGAACUGUUUCGAAACUUGGGCAUGGACUCUUAAAGACAAGAGACUUUCUGAAUAAAGACCUGCGGGGUCUAGCUGAAGAGAGUCAAUUUCACGAAACACUGAAAGUCUUUGUGCAGAAUGCGGAGGCUGAUAUCAUGGCCCUCCUGGAAGAAGAAAAAAGAAUCAUGGAAUUGGUGAAAAGCACAGGCGACUACUUCCAUGGAAAUGCAGGAAAAGACGAGGGCUUACGAUUGUUUGUAAUUGUGAGAGAUUUCUUGAUAAUGAUAGAUAAGACAUGCCGAGAAAUAAAGGAGGCACAGAAAAAGCAGGCAAAGGGACACAGAAAGGCAGUGUCAUCUUCUGAUAUCCACCCGCCUUCGUCUUCGUUGUCUACUGAUAUCAAUCACCACCCUCCGUCGUCUACCAAUAUCAAUCAACCCCCGUCAUCUACCGAUAUCAGUCAACCCCUAUCAACUACAGUUUCUGAUCUACGACACCCUCCUUCUCCUGAUUUGAAUCAGCUGAUUUUUCCUGCAAUCACUGAUCGUCGGAUUUGUAACUCAAGUUCAGAUGAUGAGGAGAGUCCGUAGGUAAUCAGUUGUUGAAAAUAUGUCCAACCAUCUGCAUUAUUAGGUUCCAUUUUGGUCAUAGGCAAGUUCUUUAGCAUAUGAAGAAGCUCCAUGAAUUGCCAAUGUGACCAGAAUACACUUAGACUUUGACUUUGAUUUUCUUUCAUCUUUCUUAAUUCUUUUGUAAAAAAAAUCUUAGUUUUGACAUUUUUGGCAGUUGGAGCAUUCAACAUAGUUUGUAGAUGUAGAUUGUGUUUACCAAGAGUAUCAGUUAAAUAUGUCAUCUUUUUUCA
Cucumis melo (muskmelon) is the source of this 3824-nucleotide messenger RNA. RefSeq names its product formin-like protein 5. Gene Ontology annotation, molecular function: actin filament binding. Bases 682 to 3552 code for a protein of 956 amino acids. The record is from RefSeq and is a predicted model, not a curated record. The transcript has 6 exons. Gene Ontology annotation, biological process: actin cytoskeleton organization; actin nucleation. Lineage: Eukaryota; Viridiplantae; Streptophyta; Magnoliopsida; Cucurbitales; Cucurbitaceae.